Molecule: messenger RNA, 1209 nt
Organism: Penicillium chermesinum
Lineage: Eukaryota; Fungi; Ascomycota; Eurotiomycetes; Eurotiales; Aspergillaceae
Product: RNA-binding protein
Exons: 4
Coding region: 1-1209 (402 amino acids)
Cellular component (GO): nucleus; cytoplasm; ribonucleoprotein complex
Molecular function (GO): mRNA binding
Source: RefSeq, a predicted model, not a curated record
AUGCCGUUUCUAGGCAAGGAAAAGAGACGUAGUCCCAGAUCUCUCAAAUCAGAUGAUGAAUUUGUUGUCUUUCUACAAGGAAUCCCUGGCCACUGUCGUUGGCAAGAAUUGAAGGAUCUGGUCCGCCAGACGGCUCAACACAUCCGGCAAGCAGUGGUAUAUGAUGACAGUCAUGGAUUCCCUACCGGCCUAGGACAGAUCAUUAUCAAGAAUGAAGAUGAGGCCUGGCGAACAUAUCACCGGUUAUCAACCAACGGAUGGGAAGGUCAGAGCUUGGUUGUCACACUCUCACGCAUCAGCGCUCCCACAAAACCGAUCGCCGGGCCAACAAGAAGCCCACCAGCAGUUCUGCAGACGUUCGUGCCCGGUCACUCCACACCUCCUCGAUCUCACGGGAGCAUGGCCCUGCCCCCAUCUCCUGUGUCCCCCGACUGCACCCAGUCUACCAGCUCGACCUAUCAGUACACCGAAUACGGACCUAUGAUGGGGCCCAUGCCCAUUUCACCGCAGCAGUUCAUGCCCGUAAUGACUGAGCCCAUGACACAGCCAAUGCAGUGCUACCCCCCGUCCCCAAUGAUGCACGCCGCCAUGUAUGAUGCCCCUGGGUGGAACAUGAUGCCCAUGUAUCCCAUCUCGCCCAUCUCGCCCAUCCAGCCACUCCAUGACUCGGGCGAAUACACCCACUGGCACCCGCAGGAGCCCUGGGCUACCCACACCGCUAAUAUCAAUGCCCCAUUCCCUUCUCAAACCUCACGGGCUGUUUACAUCAACAACCUGAACCCUAGCACAACAACAGCCGACCUGCGGAGCUUGCUGCAAGGGACAGGAAACGUGGAGGAGUGCAACGUGACAGUCACAUCCGACGCGUACGACAAGGAAGUCCAGACCCAUGGCUCGGCGAUCAUGCACAGUGUUGAAGACGCAAGGCGUGCUGUCGCGACUCUGAACAACGUCAUGUUCAUGGGUUCAUGUAUUCGCGUGAGGACCGAUUACCGUCAUGCCGCUCGUAGCGGCAGCUGGGAUAGCGCGAUGACGCAGGACUCCGACCCGGUGAGUGAAAGCGGUAGCGAACUAAGCUCUGUCAGUGAAGACCAUGGAGAGGGCAUUCCCUUUCAGAAAGCGGCUGACCCUGGACAACCCCUGGUGGUGGACGGGUCAGGACAGCAGCGGCGGUCGUUAGAGAUGCUGUCGACAUCAGCUCCCAAUUGA